AUGAUAAGAGGGGAGGACUGCGUAAACCGGGGUCCUGUUCGUUCUCGACCUGCAUUGUUACAUGGUGGAAUAACGAAGAGGGGUUUGGAGGGAUUUCUCGAUGGUGGUCUUGGUGGAUGUGGAAGCUUUCACAUAGGAGGAACUGGGCUGUUGAGCGAGAGUACCGGUAGGGUGGCUUCGGAGCAAUCCGCGGGUAAAGGAGGAUAUAAAGAAAGAAGAGGAAGAGGAAGAGGAGGUAGAGGUAGAGCAGGAGCAGGAGCAGGUGGAGGUGGAUGUGGAGGUGGUGCUGGAGGUGGAAAGUAG
Vespa mandarinia (Asian giant hornet) is the source of this 303-nucleotide messenger RNA. Its product is annotated as rRNA 2'-O-methyltransferase fibrillarin-like. The record is from RefSeq and is a predicted model, not a curated record. Lineage: Eukaryota; Metazoa; Arthropoda; Insecta; Hymenoptera; Vespidae.